CAACGGAGAUCGCCGGCGCGUGCGCACAGGGCGCCCUCUCCAAGCCCCGCCUCCGUCUCGCGCGGCGGAGGUGGCGCAGCGGCGGGCGCCAUGGCGGAGGCGGCGGGCGGGUCGCGGCCGGAGGACUGCCCGGGGACCAGCAGCGCCGAGGCGGGCAGGGCCGCCGCCUGCCAGGGAUGCCCCAACCAGAGGCUCUGCGCCGCCGGCGCCGCCGCACCGGAUCCGGCGGAGGCGGCGGAACUGCGGGAGCGGCUGCGCUCGGUGAAGCAUACGAUCCUGGUGCUCUCCGGGAAGGGCGGCGUGGGGAAAAGCACCUUCAGCGCCCUCCUGGCCCACGGGCUGGCGGCCGACGAGACCAAGCAGGUUGCUCUGCUGGACAUAGAUAUCUGUGGGCCAUCAAUCCCAAAAAUGAUGGGUCUCGAAGGAGAACAGGUUCAUCAGAGUGGAUCUGGAUGGUCUCCAGUGUAUGUUGAAGAAAACUUAGGUGUUAUGUCCGUGGGGUUCUUGCUUAGUAGUCCUGAUGAUGCUGUCAUCUGGAGAGGACCAAAAAAAAAUGGGUUGAUCAAGCAAUUUCUUCGUGACGUGGACUGGGGUGAAAUUGACUACCUGAUUGUAGAUACCCCUCCAGGAACAUCAGAUGAACACUUAUCUAUUGUGCAGUAUCUUGGUGCAAUGCACAUAGAUGGUGCUGUUAUAAUCACUACCCCUCAGGAAGUGUCGCUUCAGGAUGUUCGGAAGGAGAUCAACUUCUGCCGUAAAGUGAAACUGCCAGUCAUAGGCGUUGUGGAAAAUAUGAGUGGCUUUAUAUGUCCAAAGUGUAAGAAUGAAUCUCAGAUCUUUCCCCCGACUACUGGAGGUGCAGAGAAGAUGUGCCAAAACUUAAAUGUUUCCCUCCUGGGUAAAGUGCCUCUAGAUCCUCAAAUAGGAAAAAGUUGUGACAAAGGCCAGUCUUUCUUGUCUGAAGCACCUGAGUCUCCAGCUACGUCAUCUUAUAGGAAUAUUAUUCAAAUCCUUAAUUUUCAGAAAAGACAUGCGUGUACUUGCUCUCACAGAAGAUUUCUAAGAUUCUCGAGCAGGCCUGCUGAGGGGUGAUACAGCUGGCUAAUUACUGCCUCCACUUCUAAUUGUAAUUGCACCAGAAAACCUUACGGAAACUACCUAAAGAGGCAGUGAUGUGCAGUUUAAAACUACAAACAGCUGGGAAAUUCCUAAAGCCAUUUUCACGGUGGUAAUGGCCCAACUUGUGAUAUUUGUACCAAUAGGGGACAGAGCGAUGCAGCAAUAACUAACUCCUGAUGUGCAACUGAAGUAUAUUACUUUUUUCCCCUGU
Molecule: messenger RNA, 1330 nt
Organism: Chroicocephalus ridibundus (black-headed gull)
Lineage: Eukaryota; Metazoa; Chordata; Aves; Charadriiformes; Laridae
Gene: NUBP1
Product: NUBP iron-sulfur cluster assembly factor 1, cytosolic
Exons: 11
Coding region: 91-1092 (333 amino acids)
Biological process (GO): iron-sulfur cluster assembly
Cellular component (GO): cytosol
Molecular function (GO): ATP-dependent FeS chaperone activity; 4 iron, 4 sulfur cluster binding; ATP binding
Source: RefSeq, a predicted model, not a curated record